UCCGGCGGCCUCCGCUCCCGGCCCGCGCCCUUCGCCCCGCGCCGCCCGCCUGGCCCCGCGGCCUCCUCUGGCAGCUUCCUCGGCCCGCCCGGCCCCGCUAUGGCGCUCAACAAUUUCCUCUUCGCCCAGUGCGUCUGCUACUUCCUGGCCUUCCUGUUCAGCUUCGUGGUGGUCGUGCCGCUGUCCGAGAACGGCCACGACUUCCGCGGCCGCUGCCUGCUCUUCACCGAGGGCAUGUGGCUGAGCGCCAACCUGACGGUGCAGGAGCGCGAGCGCUUCACCGUGCAGGAGUGGGGCCCGCCGGCCGCCUGCCGCUUCAGCCUGCUCGCCAGCCUCCUCUCGCUGCUGCUCGCCGCCGCGCACGCCUGGCGCACGCUCUUCUUUCUCUGCAAGGGCCACGAGGGCUCCUUCCUCUACGCCUUCCUGAACCUCCUGGUCAGCGCCUUCGUGGUCUUCCUCGUCUUCAUUGCCAGCACCAUCGUGAGCGUGGGCUUCACCAUGUGGUGCGAUGCCGUCACGGAGAAGGGCACCGUGCCCCACAGCUGCGAAGAGCUCCAGGACAUCGAUUUGGAGCUGAACGUGGACAACUCUGCCUUCUAUGAUCAGUUUGCGAUUGCCCAGUUUGGCCUCUGGGCCUCGUGGCUGGCCUGGCUGGCCAUCACCAUCCUGGCCUUCCUGAAAGUGCACCACAACUACCGCCAGGAGGACCUGCUGGACAGCCUCGUCCACGAGAAGGAGCUGCUGCUGGCCGGGCCGGCCCGCCGCGCCUCCUUCCAAGAGGAGAAGAGUGCCGUCAUCUAGGCCGGGGAGCCGGGCCCCCAGAUGCCCCCCCGCCCCGGGCACACGGCCUGUCCUGGAGGAGCGGCCGGCGGCUCUGCCUGGGCCCCCACCCCGGCCCCACAGCCUUGCAUGUCUCCCCUUGGUGCUGUGUGUAGUGAGUGACCGCUCACCCGAGCGCCCCUUCCCACCAUGAGUGUGCCACUGAGGGGGGUGAGGGGCCGGGGCCAAGAGACCUGGGGCUGCGAGGGCCUCCUCCAGGCUUCACGCAGCUGCGACACGCCUGUCCUGGUGGGACUGGCCUGGCAAGCCUCGUGGAAGGACUUCCACCCUCCCAGACCCCUCUGGUGGUCCUCGCUCGGCCCCGGGGCCUUGGCCAGAUGCCGUCUCCAGUCCAGCCAGCCCAGGUGUGAUUCCAUGCACGAUUCCACGGUAGCAGCGCAUGUCCCCGGAGUGACCCCACCAGCCACAAUGACCAUGCGCCACUCUCGUCACUCGCUCCUGAGUGGUGUGUGGGACAGGAGUCCCGAGACCUGGGAGCAGAGGGUCAAGUGUGGGAAGGAGCUCAUGUGCAUCCCCCGCCUUCUGGCCAGGGACCCCCCCAGGGCUGAGUCGCCCUCUUCUCCUGCUCCAGGGCCCCCAGGUGGCCAGACCCGGUCUCAGCAUUGAAAGUGCAGGGACAAUGGUGAGGCCUGGAGUCAGGUGGUGGCUGCGUGGGCAUCCUGGGGAGCGGCCGCGGUGCCCAGGGGGGAGCCUGCUCAUUGGUCCCCUCUGUUCCCUGUCACAGGACUUGCCUGGGGGAUCCCCGUGUGGCCUGGCUCGGAGCCCUUGGGGCCCCAGCAUUUGUCUCACUGUGUGUGGGCUGGACCCGUGCUUGGCGCAGAGACGGGGACAUGGGCUUCUGGGGGCACCACCUCGCAGGGACGGGGGGAUAGGGCCAGGGGCCACCGCAGGUGUCUGAGUGCACGUGGGGGUCUGAGUGUGUGUGUGAUAUUAGUGUGCAUGUCAUAUAAUGUGCAUGCAUGCAUAUAAGUGUGUGAAUGUGUGUGUGGGUCUGCGUGGGAAGGUGUGUGAGUGUGUGUGAAUGUGUGUAAAUGUAAGUGUGUGAGUGCAAGUGAGAAUGAGAAUAUGAGUGCACACACGCACAAGUGUGUGAGUGUGAGCGUGCGAGUGUGUGCACGGGAAGGUGCGGGCGGAGAUCAGAGCUGCGAGGACAUGUGCAUUAAGGGCAGUUCCUCUGACCUCAUCCACAUGGUGGGGGCUCACCCAGAGGGGCUGCCUUCCAGUCUUACGGAGUCCGCUCACCAAGGCCCCCAGAGAGCACCACCCACCCCCAGGGGCAGGUGGAGGAGCUGCGGGGAACCGCGAGCUCAGUGACUAGGAACCAGGGCGGGGGCUGCCUGGCUGUGGACCCCCCUUGAGGGGCUCCCUUGCUUCCGCACCUACACACACUGCUCUGUUCCUGUCCAGGAGUGGGGCACCCAAGAUGGAGCAGACCCCACCAUCCCCAGAGGCUCAGUAAGCAUGUUAGUUUCCUAGGCUGGCCUGGUGCCUCAGUUUCCUCCCGCUGCUGCCCACCCCCUGCCUUGGGAAAGGAAAGCCCCUGCUUCCCACAUCUCCAUGUGGCUCUCACCGCCAGCGGCUUGUUUGGUCUCCCAAAUGGGGGUCCACGGGGCCUCCAGGGGCCACGGAUCGGGGCCUGGGUUGAGGUGCCGGGUGGGGCGGGCAGCCUGGGCCCAGGAAAUGAGGCCAGCAGGUCCCUUGUAAGAGUGCUGCUCAGCUGGCGCCUGUCUGGGAGAGAGGUCAGGGCCGGGGGGCUGAGGCUUCUGGCAUUUCAGAGGUGCUCUGCCUGGCUGAGAGCACCAGGCAGAGCAGCUGGGGCUUCUGGGGAGGUAUUCUGACAGAACCUAAGGUCCCUAAGUGGAUGUGGUCUGGCCCCGGCCCCGCAUGCCAACCCUAAUCCUCCAGCCGUGGGACCCUUCCAGCCCCUGAGAGCUCCUCGCCUGUUCCCAGUGGAAGGUGGAGCAGCGCUGCCUCGUCCCCCAUUCGGGCAGCAGCCGUCUGGGCCCUGGAAGGAGGAGCAGGGGCAGUACGUGGCUUCUGGAUCCUGAGGGUCCACCAAAGGUUUGGAUCUGCCCUCGGCAGCUACCGCUUGUGGAUAGCCCCCAGCUGGUGGGGGCAGCCCCUUGAUCAGACCAGCAGAGACCUGCAUCCACUUGCCUCCGGGGUCGCCUGCAGAGCGGGCUGUCGCUGACCACAGGCCUGUCUCAGGCCGGCUACACGCAGCACCCCCAGACAUCAUGUCCCGGGAGCUCCCUGGAAAGGGACAGUGGGGCCCCGGGAGGAGGUACCAGGCAGGAGCUGCGUGCCCUUGCAGUGGGCAGGGGAGGGCCCCCUGCGGGGCGGGACAGGCAGGAAGGCAGACGUGGCCCUGGGGCCCCUGAGGUGGGUCCACUCCGGCUCGCUCCCACGAUGCCUUGCUUCUCCAGCUGCUGUUUGAUGACCCACAUUCCUGUUCUAAUUCUACUUCUGGCUAAACUGAAAGUAAAGAUUCUUAAACUCAAA
Molecule: messenger RNA, 3342 nt
Organism: Diceros bicornis minor
Lineage: Eukaryota; Metazoa; Chordata; Mammalia; Perissodactyla; Rhinocerotidae
Gene: TMEM179
Product: transmembrane protein 179
Exons: 4
Coding region: 100-801 (233 amino acids)
Source: RefSeq, a predicted model, not a curated record